CAGAGCCAUGGCGCCUCAGGCGGCAGUGCCCGGGGCGCGCGCACUGUGGCGGGCCUGCAACGCGCUCAUGGCCGCCUUCUUCGCGCUGGCCGCCUUCGUGCAGGUUAACGAUCCAGAUGCAGAGCUGUGGGUGGUGGUAUACAUGAUACCUGCAGUACUGACUCUGCUUGUUGGAUUGAACCCUCUCGUCACAGGGAACUUUAUUUGGAAGAGCAUCUCUGCAAUACACAUGGUGUUUUGUAUGGUGUGGGCUGUAGGUUUGGCGUACCAUCUCCUGCUUCACACACAACAGAACAUCUUACAUGAAGAAGAAGGCAGGGAGCUGUCUGGCCUGGUGAUCAUCACAGCAUGGAUGGGGCUAUGUCACAGCUCAGCAAAGAAUCCACUUGGUGGAAGAAUUCAUUUGGUGAUGGCCAUUACAAUUGCUCUUCUCCCAUUGAUUUCAUGGGUCUACAUAUACAUAAACAAAGAGAUGAGGGCCUCUUGGCCAACUCAUUGCAAGACAGUCAUUUAAAGAAACUCAAGGAUUGUAUUUUUUGAAUUGGUACUUUCAAUUCUUUUUUUAAUAGACAUAUCAGGGUAACAGGACAGUUUUUCAGAUCAAGAAAUUUAGCUAAUUGUAGGGUUGAUUUAAAGAUCUUACAAACUUUUGUGGAAUGGAGCUGAUAAAGUACCGGUCUAGCAAACCCCAAUGCUACCACAAAAGCAAAAACAAAAAAUAAAUAUUUAAAGCUGUCUACCCUGCAAUGUAAGAUUGAAUGAGACAAAUAAGAGAAGUGGAGUCUAUCAAUCUCUGGAAGCCUUUUUUCUGAAGAAUAUUGUGCCUGUAGCGUAGUGGCAAAGCUAAUGGAGUUGUAAUUCACUUUACCACUGCCCAUGUUGAUUGGGCAAAUAUAUAAACCUGGUAUUUCCUUAUCUAUAACAUUAGUGUCAGAUUGCCUACAUACUUAGUUACUAUAACCAAAGGCACUUAGAAUAUAUCAAGUGCUUGUAGAGUACAAAGGACCACAUGUCAUUAAAAUCAAGGGACUAGCAUUUGGGCACUAUUUUGCAGCUGAUGUAGAGUCAGAAAGGACUAUGUCACUGAACUAAUCUCAUUAUACUGAAUGGGUGAGUACAUGAACUAGAUGAGAACUCAAAAGAAACCAAAGAAAUAGUCACGACUUGAAAAAGUUGGAUGGAGAAAAGGAAUUUGGAACCAAUUAAGAAAGAAAUAGAGAAUAUUAGUUACUCAUAUAUUCUAUUCUAAAUGAUAAAUAAGGCCAAAAGCCAUGUUUAUAAAUGGAUGUCCAAAGUGACCUUAGGAAGGAGAGCAUUUUAGGGCUAUCCUCUCCAAUAUGGCACCACUAUCUACUGAGUUAAAUUGCUAUUGAGCACUUGAAAUGCAGCUAGGGUGAUUGAGAAGUAAUUUUUAAGUGUGUAUAUCUGUGUGUGCACGCAUGCACCAGUUCUGGGGCUUGAAUUCAAAGCCUUGUGCUCUAGCUAGCUUAUUGCUAAUGGCUGAGCCAUGCUUGCAGUCUGGCAUUUUGCUGGUUAAUUGGAAAUCUUCCAGAAUUGGC
Dipodomys ordii (Ord's kangaroo rat) is the source of this 1559-nucleotide messenger RNA. It is a transcript of the gene Tmem220, whose product is annotated as transmembrane protein 220. The coding region runs from base 8 to 514 and encodes 168 amino acids. Lineage: Eukaryota; Metazoa; Chordata; Mammalia; Rodentia; Heteromyidae. The transcript has 6 exons. The record is from RefSeq and is a predicted model, not a curated record.